Etheostoma cragini (Arkansas darter) is the source of this 2620-nucleotide messenger RNA. Its product is annotated as high affinity choline transporter 1-like. The record is from RefSeq and is a predicted model, not a curated record. Gene Ontology annotation, molecular function: choline:sodium symporter activity. NCBI's taxonomy places the organism in Eukaryota, Metazoa, Chordata, Actinopteri, Perciformes, Percidae. The transcript is spliced from 8 exons. The coding region runs from base 48 to 1706 and encodes 552 amino acids. Gene Ontology annotation, cellular component: plasma membrane. Gene Ontology annotation, biological process: choline transport; acetylcholine biosynthetic process; transmembrane transport.
UGGACUCAGCUGAAGAAUUAAGAAAUCCAGUGUCCAUAUGAUCCACAAUGGCUCUCAAUAUAGAAGGUCUGAUAAUGAUGGUUGUUUUCUACUUGCUGGUGUUGGGAACCGGCAUCUGGGCGUCUGUAAAAGCUAAAAAGAAGGAGAAAAACACAAACGGCAGUCAUGUAGAAGUUUCCUUUUUGGCUAACCGGAGUGUCAGCUUAGUACUGGGAGCAUUCACCAUGACAGCUACUUGGGUUGGUGGCGCCUUUAUCAUUGGGGUUGCAGAGUCGGUUUAUGACCCCACCAAAGGUCUAAUCUGGGCUCUGGUUCCUCUGCAGGUCUCUAUUUCCUUUGUUGUUGGUGGACUGUUCUUUGCAAAGCCAAUGAGGGAGAACAACUACGUCAGUAUGAUGGAGCCAUUUCAGAGAAAGUAUGGUAAAGCACUAACUGCUGUUCUUGCCAUUGUCCCAGUCAUAGUUGAAAUCAUCUGGGUUCCUGGAUUACUGAUUUCUUUGGGGGCGACCAUGAGUGUCAUCUUGGAGCUGCCCUUCAGCGUUUGCGUCUGGAUCUCUGCCGCGGUGGCGAUCAUCUACACUGUUCUCGGAGGUCUCUACUCAGUUGCUUACACUGAUGUCGUCCAGCUGUCAUUAGUGCUUGUUAGCCUGUGGCUGUGUGUGCCUUUUGUUUUUGCAAGUAGCGUUUAUACUGACAUCACUAAAACAGCAUCCAACCACACAUAUCAGGCCCCCUGGCUUGGACAGUUUGAGUACGAUGAACUGUGGAGAUGGGUUGAUCAUUUCCUAGUGAUGACUGUGGGCAAUAUGGCAGUUCAGGAUUUCCAUCAAAGGACACUCUCCUCCAGCUCUGCAUCCACAGCCAGAAUCAUCUGUUUUAUAGCGGCAGGUGGAGUCAUCAUUGCUGGACUUCCGUCAGUGUUGAUCGCCGCUGUUGCAGCUUCAACAGACUGGAACGCCACGUCAUAUGGUUCUCCCUCGCCGUAUGAGCGAGGCGAGGCGGCCAUGGUGUUGCCCAUCACCCUGCAGCAUUUUACACCAGUCUACAUUUCUGCUUUUGGGGUCGGAGCUGUUGCCGCUGCAGUGAUGUCAUCCGCUGACUCUUUCCUCUUGUCUGCAACCACCAUUUUCACCACCAACAUCUAUCAGACCAUCAGGAGUCAGGCAUCCGAUAAAGAGCUACAGUGGGUGAUUCGUCUCUCCAUAGUGGUUUCAGGACUUGUGGGAACAUCCCUCACCUAUCUGGACGGUGGCAUCUUGGUGUUCUGGAUCCUGGGCUCAGACCUGACCUACACCAUUCUAUUCCCGCAACUGAUCUGCGUCCUCUUUGUUGAGGUUUCCAAUGGUUACGGGGCGAUAACAGGCUUCCUUGUUGCCGUGGUGAUGAGACUGUUGUGCGGAGAGCCGUUGUUAGGCCUCCCCGUGCUCCUGCAUUUCCCAGGAUGCACUUUAGAGGACGGCGUUGAUAUUCAGCGCUCUCCUUUCAAGACCAUUUGCAUGUUGUGUGCUCUGGUCUCCAUUCUGAUGUUUUCAUAUGUGGCCUCACUUCUUUUUAACAGGGGGGGCCUUCCUGAGAGAAUGGAUGUGUUCAAAGUCAAGUCACAAGGAGCACCGACACCAGCAGAUGGUGCCACCGAGGGUGACAGGGAUCAGUCUGAUGAAAAUGAUGCAUUUGCCUCUGAAGCAAUGCUGGAGACAAAGUGCUAAAUUUCUAUGUCUUGUAAAUUCAAUUGUUGGGUUAUAAGGACCAACUUGUCAUUGUUGGUUAUUGCUAAUUAUUCUAAUUAUGAAACUACAUAAUUUUUGCGUCGGGAUUAUUCGUUGGGCUAUUUUGACAUUUUUAGGUCAUAUGGAUUACAUUGUAGAUGUUUUGUUCUAUGUAGUCUCCUUCCUGUUUAUCAAAGGGCUCUUUCUUGAGAGGCUGGACAUGUCUAAGGUCCCACAAAGGACAAAAACCAGCAGGUGGCGAGAGACUGAUAUUCAAAAUGAAAAAGACACACUUGCCUCUACAUCAGUGCUACAUACAAGAUGCUACAUUUUCAAGGCCUAUGCUUUUGGUGCUUUCGUAUAACUGGUUUGGGAUGAUAGCAAAGGGUAUAUCGCCAUUAUUACUUUACUUAUUAUAAAAGAAAGAGUAAACAUAAUUAAAGACUGUUUCCAAACUACCUCAAAUCAAACAAGUGUCUCAACACUACCAUUUAUUCUUUUGGGCUAUUCACGACAACGGGAGACACAUUGGCGAGCUUUUGGAACCACAGCUGCCACAACAAACUGGCCAAGUAUGUGUCGCUGGUCCUCUGAAUUACAUAAUAAAUUAUUGGUGAUAUUGGUUUAAAGUCAUUUUCUUUGACUCACUAACCAGAGGCGCUUCUGAAAGCAGGACAGAAACUAUUCAUACUGCAUUUCAGCAAACUUUGCAGCAUUGGCUUAUGUUUAAUUUGAUUUGUGGUGAGACUUAUGGAUAGGACUUAUUAAAAAUGCGGUAACUUUCUUCUGCUUAGGAAUCAGUUUGAGAGGAAAGGUGUAAAAUGCUAGAUUACCUUAGCAUAAAGGCCAAACCUCCUUUAUGACAUUCACCUAAUUCUUGUGUAAUUUUUUUUAAAGCCCAUUAUGAAUUAAAU